AUGGCGGGUAGGUACCUGGGUAGGUAUAGUGUUCCUCAGAAGAGUAAUCUUUCAAGUUAUGCUGGUAUCCCUCAUUCUAUGUGCAACGAGAGAUGCCCACCUGGGUACAGAAAAGUGAAUCAGAGAGAAGCAAUAUGCUGCUAUUCUUGUGUUCAGUGCUCACCUGGUGAAAUAUCCAAUCAAACUGAUAUGGAAACUUGUUUGCUGUGUCCAGAAGAUGAAUAUCCUGAUAUUGCUCAAGUCACUUGUCUGCCAAGAACCAUUGAUUUUUUAUCCUACCAUGAACCUCUUGGUGCAACAUUAGCAUCAUUUGUAGUAAUUUUAUUUUUUAUCACAGCUGCCGUACUUGGUAUUUUUAUAAUGUACAGACAUACACCCAUAGUACGAGCCAAUAAUAGGUUUCUAAGUUACAUCAUUCUCUUUUCCCUUAUGCUUUCCUUCCUUCUUUGCUUGUUAUUUUUUUGCUCACCUAGUAAGAUCACAUGCUUUCUGCAAAAUGUUGUUUUAAACAUAAUCUAUGCUGUGGUAGUGUCAUCUGUUCUGGCAAAAACAAUUACAGUUUUAGUAGCCUUUUUAGUUGUUAAGCCCGGGAGCAAAUUCAGGCUAUUUUUGAGAUCCAGGGUAUCCAUCUUUAUAGUUAUGUUCUGUUGCUUUGGUGAAGUUGUAAUCUGCUUGUGGUGGUUAACAUCCUGGCCUCCAUUCCCAGAUAAAGACUCAAAGGCAGAAGUUGGUAAACUAAUACUGCAUUGUAAUGUUGGUUAUUUUCUUUUGUUUUAUUUUGCUCUUGGUUAUAAUUGGUUCCUUGCACUUUGUAGUUUUAUUGUAGCUUUUCUGGCCAAGCAGUUGCCAGAUCUAUUUAAUGAGGCCCGUUAUAUCACUUUCAGUAUGCUUGUGUUCUGCAGUGUUUGGGUUUCGUUUAUCCCAGCAUAUAUGAGCACCAAAGGGAAAUCUAUGGUUGCUGUAGAAGUAUUUGCUAUCCUGGCUUCCAGCACAGGGAUUUUGGGAUGUAUAUUUUUACCCAAGUGUUAUAUUAUCAUAUUCAGGCCAAAAUUAAAUACUAAACAAUCUUUAUGCAGUACUGGUUUGUAA
This is a messenger RNA of Pelobates fuscus (common spadefoot toad), 1089 nucleotides long. Its product is annotated as vomeronasal type-2 receptor 26-like. Bases 1 to 1089 code for a protein of 362 amino acids. Gene Ontology annotation, molecular function: G protein-coupled receptor activity. The transcript has 3 exons. Lineage: Eukaryota; Metazoa; Chordata; Amphibia; Anura; Pelobatidae. The record is from RefSeq and is a predicted model, not a curated record. Gene Ontology annotation, biological process: G protein-coupled receptor signaling pathway. Gene Ontology annotation, cellular component: plasma membrane.